UCUUCGCUCUCCGUGCUCGCUGAAGCCUGCCGCUGCUCUGGCGCGCUGCUCCGCUCCGCGGCGGUCAAGUGAUCGGAGGGCCCCCGUGUUGCGUCGUGUCGACGACGGCGGACGGUUGUGUGUCGCGCGCGGUGAAGAAACACACGCCAGGUAAACAAAGGAGCAGGCGCGCAGCGCGCGUAUCCCGUUUUUUUAACGCGCCGCGCGUAUUACCGCCCGUGCGUUUUAUCGUACCCCCGCCGUCGGGUGGGUUAAUCGCGCCGACUCCUCGCGGAGAGCGGAGUUACAUGUGAGGGGACAAACGCGAAGUGCACCGAGACUACCUCGAAGUCGGAGCGACGGAGGUUUCCACGUUUCCGACUGACUCGUAUACGAGCUGACAUUUAAAUCGAGACUGCGGAGAGCCGUUCUCGGCCGAGUAAACAAGUGGAAUUGCAAGUGGAGCAACGAGCCGCGUUGGAAUUGAGACUACCUCAGGACGACACAAGGGAGGACAAGAGGCAGGGGAUUGUAAAUAGAAGAAAUCGCGGAGAUCGGAGGAAUCCCGUCGGCUGGUGUGUAUAUUCGAAAGCUGGAGCGCCGCCGCCGCGCGUGAGAGAUACCAUCUUCCCGUCGGGCCAAAAUAAUAAUCACUCGCUCUCUCCGUGUUACCGAGCCUCCUCGUUCUCUCCCACCCCCUCGGCGCGUUACCUCAUCGCGGAGCGGAGAGUAGUAGGUGCGUGUAACGAGCGUAUGCGCGCGUUGUGCAACCCGCGCCGCACCGAUCGGAGAGGAGAGCGAGCGAAGGAGCGAGAGAGAAAGAGAGUCACACAUUCGGGCGCAAGGCACACUGUGUGUGUGUGUGUAUGUGUGUGUGUACGUUCGAUCGGCCUGGAAGCAAAACAAUGCGCUGCUGGUGUAGCGCGCAGUGGUGAGAGGAGGAGCUCUCUGUGUGCGCGUGUGCCUGUCGCUGCUGUGUGUAUAUAUACGUGUACCUGCAGCUGCUCUGGCCGUGCGACGCGGCGCGCGCGCUAGUGUGCGUUUGUUUAUGCGCGUAGAUUAGCCGCACGCUCGUACUCGCGGCGCGGGGCCGUUCAUUCAACAGCCAGCCGCGCUUCGACGCGCGCGCGAGACUCUCCGUGUAAGCGCGUACUCGCGUUUCGCCGACGUUUCGAGAAAGCAUCCAGAGGAACGGUGACGGAUAUCGCCCGCCACCGCCGCGCGCGUAUUUACCGAGUGAAUCAUACGCGUCCCCGUUGGAUUACGCACGUCGGACGCGCCUGUACGGAUAUAUAUACACCGCUACCGUGUGUUAUUGUUGACGUGUAUCGACGACGACGUCGUGCGAGUCGGAGCGCUAAUCGGAGAACGACCGCGGUGGUUACAUAGUUUCCGUCGUGGGAAACGGGGUCUCACAGUCUCCCCGCGCUGAGAUUUUUCUCUCAUACACAAGAAGAAACUCUGUUUACCCUGGAAGGGAGAGUGCAGUGCGUUCUCUCUCUCUCUCGCUCUUCCCACUUAUUCUGCCUGUUUAUUAUAUCGCAGGGGACCGUCGACUCAGGUAAACACCGAAGGAAGGAAAGAGAGAGAGGCGAAGUAUCGUCGGCGUGAAGAAGAGAGACAGACCUCGGUGAAAGAGCGAGACGGGAACGUCGGCGAUUAGAAGGAGAGAGGACAAAAACAUACACAACAGCUCCGAGAGAAACCGUCGAGUCCCCAUUGCACAGUCUGUUUGGUACGGGUCUAGGUGGUUGCGUGCACCGCGUGCAAGAAUAUCCGUGUGUGUCCAGAGAGAGAGAGAAAGAGAGGUAGCGUGAAACCGCGGAGAGGAUGCCGAGCGCCGAGGAGACGACGUAUCUGAUCGGCGUGAUGCCGGACGGCGCGGCGCAGGCGGACGCGUUCCUGACGCGCGACGUCGACCUGCUGGUGUCGCAGAUCAAGGAGAACCUGCGGCUGUCCAGCCUGAAGGCCAAGUCCAGCAUCAGCCACAAGAACAGCCGGCCGUCGCCGUACCGGGUGCCGGCGCGUUCCUGGGCGGACCCGGUGGCCGGCUGCGAGAUCUGCGGCCUGCGGUCGAACGGCCAGCAGCAGCAGCAACAACAACAACAGCAGCAGCAGCAGCAGAAUCACGUGACCGCCGGUCAACAUCAUCACCAUCACCACCACCACCACCACUAUCACAGCCAUUUCAAGAGGAGCGAGAGAAGGGUAGACGACGACCCGUACGAGGUGCUUCAGGAGCUGCUGCGCGAGGGCGGCCUCAUCAAGGAGGCGGUCAAGAGGCUGCAGGAGAACCUCGACGAGCUCUCGAGCUCGGAGGUCGACGAGGACGACGUGGUGGACGAUGAGGACGACGAGGUGCGACGGCCCGGCGGCGGUUACCGCAGAAAGCCGUACUUCUACGACUCCGAGGACGAGCCGUUGCCGCCGAUGUACGAGCCCCUGGAGCUAUGAGGCGUCCGACGGCAGCAGCGACGCCUGGGAACAACUUUUACCACGGACGUUCCUGCGUGAGGCACGAUAUGCGCAUUCUUCUCCGCGACCCAUUCUUUUCCUUUCUUUCUUCUCGCGAGGAAGGGUCGAGAUUUUUCUAGAACGCUUUUCAAAGGGCAGAGGGGGGGAAACGCUUCCUUUGUGCGACACGGGACGGAAAGUGUCUCGAAAGUGGAUCAGAGAAUUCCGUCGGAAGGAGGAAGACGAUAACGAAGAGUAUCCUGUGAGAACACGUUUCCCUCGUCUGCUCCCCGCCGCGUGGGAGUCCCGGGCCCGACGGCCGCGACGAUGACACAGUGUGCGUGUGCGCGUGUAGACACAAUUAGGCGAGAGCUCGCCUUACAUGGCCGUGUUUGUAAAUACGCUGCGUUGUCGGCGCUGCGCGAUAGCGCUACGCCUCGCCGCCGCGCUGUAUCGACGCCCCGCGCGCGGACGGACCUACGUGGAAGACUUAUGGCCGCCGAGCCGAGACCCGAGCGCGGCCCGUCGCCGCUCGACUCGCUUCACCCACCGUUCGAAGCUCUGUACGCACGCGAGAUGUUGUUCCUUUCCCCGUGCUGUUCCACAUCGCGUACCUCAGAUCCAUUUGUUAAAAAUAUCGCUCUGGCGAACUUAACGCUCGUAAUCGACGUGACGACCUCAACGCGUCGUCCUCCGCGUUCAGAAGCCAUACGCAACACAUGUUCCUUCCUUUUUUUUUUGUUUUUCCGGUCGGUACUCCGUACCGUGAUUAACGAUGAUUAUCGAUAUUCCGAACUAUUAAGAAAUAUCACCGGCGAUAAUCGCAGCGCAAAGCCGAUAGAAUUCUUUAUAUGUAUAUAUUUUGAAGUAUUGGAAAACGCGCGUGUGUGUAUAUAUAUCUAUACAUACACGUAUAAAAUGUAUAUAAUAUAUAUAAAUUUGUUGUUGUUCUACGUGGUAUCUCGUAGUUAUUAAAAUAUCGGCAGAUAUCGUUAUCACAGCGUGGAGUGCCUGUAACAUAACUGAUUCAUCAUGAAAUCCGUGAUUAACGCUUCAAAUGCUGAGCGAAUAGAGGUGAUUAAAAAAAGAUAUGUGACAAUAUUAUUUUAUAUAAUACGAUAUUUUACUUGACAAAGCUCUGCUGGUUAGAGAUUUAUUAUUUCUUCGACUUCGCUUGAUGGAAAAAGGGGUUUAUAUCUAAGAAAGUUUUCAACGUCCUCGUUACUGUAAAAAAUAAUCGCCAAUUACGCACGUUCGUACGGCAUUUGAAGAGUUAAUCUAGCACGUCAUCAUUCGUCAUCUCGCGCGGACUGUCUUGGCUCGAGUUGCAUAAGAAGUCUGUGUUAAAUCAAUUCCGAGUAAGCGAGACGCGCGCUGUUCGUCGACGCUUGUCUCGAUUGUAGCAUUAAACGGAGAAAGAAAGAUCUAAUAAAAAGUUUUAGUACAAUCGUAUUUGUGUAAUAGUGCAAUUGUUUGUUUUAUAUAAUUGGAGUUUGUUUGCGAGUGGCACCGGCGGAGGAUUUACAGUUUUAAUCCUCAGAGAUAACGACCUCGUAUAGCUUGGCAUAAUUAAAAAAAAGAAAAAAAAAGAGAGUUUACAACGUGCCUCGGAUACCGUAAACACAGCGAGUACCGCGAAGAAAUAGCUGUUAAUUAGUUUGUAAUUAUUAUCAUGUGACAGCCUCUCUCUCUCGUGAGUCUGCAUUAUUAAACGUGAGUCUGCCGUUCGAAUUCGAAGAACGCGCUGUCGCGCGGGAACUCUGUAAUCCUCUCGAAAGCACAAUGUCUGUCUCAAUAUUCCGCCGCGUCGGUCGAGCCCGUGCCGUUAAAACGGCAAUAGGUCUUGCCCGCCUAUCGAUUUGCUAGCGCUGAAUUCGUUAUCUCACGCGACGCACGUGAACGUUCGCGUCGACGUUCUAUAAAUGGUGAGACUUUCCGUUAGAAUCAGAAAAUGCCACCCGCAAAGAAACCGCCGGAGCGCGACGAAGGCGAGUCGUCGUCGUCGUCGUAGCUUUCCAGAGAAAAAAAAAGUCUGAGAGCUAAAGAGAAAGAUCUCCGCGUUGUCGCGAAUUAAUUUGCAGGAUUUUCUCAAAUUUUUAAAUUCGGCACUUUUCUUUCUAGCACCGCAGUAGCACAGACUUCGAGGCUAUAAAAUUUGUACCGAGCACGUGCGAGUAGAGAGAGAGAGAGAGAGUGUGUGUGAAGGGAAGAGGAGAGGAAGAGUACACACGAGUAUCGAAGAUACUCCUCAAGCUGUUAAACAAGGACAAUCAGAUCCUGGGCCCCCAGGAUUACAUACACAGUUCCACUUCGAGUGAGUAAACUGCGAUGUUCGCAGCCGAUUCAACGAUUAAUUAUAUAUAUUAACGAUGCCUUUGCAUUGCGUGGCGGAAGUAUUAGGGGCACAAUGCGCCACGGAGAGGAGGACAUACAAGAGACACGGUGAUCUCAUUUAUUUUUUCAUGAUGCGCGCAACGAGCGGGCCACGGGCCCGCCGAUCGAUGCGAGGCGAGAUCAUUGAUAGUUUAGCGUAUAUAGGCUCGGUUUAGUUCCCGACAGCUGCGUCCUUAAUCCUAAAGGGUACAAGAUACUGUCUGUCCGUUCGGCGAAAAGCGGAAGCAAGCGAGUGGGGGGAGUGUUACUGUUGGCUAGGAGAGGGAGGUCGGCGGAAGCUUUACACGAAGACGCUCACGUCCGCGAGGAGCGUGUCGUGAGAAUCGGACUGACAAUUCGUUGUACAAACGGAGGUUUCCGUCGCCCAGGCUGAGUAUGGGCGAUUUUGUCUCAUUUAUGAAAUUGUAUAUCGAGGAAGGAGCGAUUUUUUUGAAAAUUAGCGAAAGACUGCGUUGCGAGGUGAAGGAGAAAUCUCUACGGGAUUCCGAUUCGUUGUAUCGUUUAGGAUAAAACGCGCUGGAGUAUUAACGAAGAGACGUGUAAGAAUGUCAAAGAUUUAGAUAAUGUCCACGUUGCGGGGAAUCUCCGCGGGAGGGAAAUGAAAAAAAAAAGAGAUGGUCGGAGGGAGGAACCGCGACCGCGCGUUAACGUGGAUCUGUAUAAUAAUACAUUUAGCUUUAUAUCCCUUUCUCUGUGCAUGUUUUAGUGCAUAGUUACUUAUCGCUAUCGAUCGCUAGAGGAGAGACACGCUGUGUGUUGUUGUGUAAACAUACAUUGUAUCCGCACGUACAAGAUAUACGCGUGCGUUGCACGAGUUCGCGCGGCGAGAUGCUGCUCCAUCGUCGCGUGAUUCAUUUCAUCGCGGGUUUAAAGAUAAGGGAGGGAGGAGCGAGAGAGAGAGAGAGAGAUAUCCGUAAUACGAGAAUCCCUACGAGGCAGCAGUGACGUCACGGGUUGACAUAAUUACAAAGAGGACUAUUACUCCUCGCGAUAAUAUCGCCGUGAUGACGCGCGGUGCCGCUUAUUACUAAUUUCUCAUCGCGCGAGGUUUCUAUUCCGAAAUCUCGCAAUCAACUCGAGGAAGGAGCCCUCGAUUAUUCCCGGGAGCGCGCGCGAGUGACGUCACGGCUGCAGCGUCCGGGAUUUUAUUGUACACGUGGCGUAAAACGCGGUCGCGGCGGCACACAUACACACACAAACACACGAAUGACGCAAUAAAACGACACACUUGUAUGUAUAGCGCGACACCCGUAGGAUUCGAAGAAACGAGGGAUCGUUUCGUGGCUUCGGGGGGGUCGGUCUCGCGACGACGGUUUUUGCCGCCUUAUCCGACUAAUUAGAUAAGCUAGCAAUUAGUUACCGCGCGUACCUAUAUUGCGAGCGGAGCGAACGAAUUGCGUCAGGAUUCCACUGUUCCGGACGGGGAUGCCUGUGUGCGUGCGUGCGUGAGCAGUGUGAGUGCGUGCGUGAGCAACGUGAGUGCGAGCGAGAGCGUGCGUGGGAAGAGCGUUGCGUUAGUCACUUCGUUCUCUUUUUCCUCUCUUUUUUUUUUCUACAUGAGUGAGCGCAAUCCUUCGUUCUUUUCUAUAAGUUUUCGUCGUUAAAGAACCGUGCAUUAUGGAAACUAUAUCUCGUUGUGAUCGCGCCGGGCUCGCACGUCCGGCAAGUCUUAAUUAAAUGAAAAAAAUAAAUAAAGUUCAAAGUUUCGAUGCA
Messenger RNA from Wasmannia auropunctata (little fire ant), 6540 nucleotides. Its product is annotated as lysine-specific demethylase 7A-like. Gene Ontology annotation, cellular component: cytoplasm. Bases 1810 to 2433 code for a protein of 207 amino acids. The transcript has a single exon. The record is from RefSeq and is a predicted model, not a curated record. NCBI's taxonomy places the organism in Eukaryota, Metazoa, Arthropoda, Insecta, Hymenoptera, Formicidae.